AUCCAUUUUUCAGGGUGGCAUGCAAGUCAUGGGACACACUUUUAGAAUAAAUCGUACAACAAAAUACAGCAUUUCUUUCAUCAGCCCACAAAGCAAAAACAGAGCAACCCAGAAAUUGAAAGUCUCUGUUUUCCAAUUCAUUCAUAUCAUGCUAAUAUCCCCAAUCCUACUGAAUUCUCCAUUUGCCAGUUGAGGCAAGUUUUUCUCUUUCCUUCAAUUUAUGGGUUUGGUUAUGUGAUCCAUUGAAGUUCAGCUGUGGCAUUGUCUCUGUUCUUUGACCAAUAUUUCUGCACAUUUCUUGUUUCCAACUUUCUCCAUCUAUUCUAGAAUAAAUACAAUUUCUUGAAAAUUUGACAGACCAAAUCGAAGAUGGCGCCAGGAGUUGGAUUCUACGACAGGAAAUUCGAGGCGCUUCGCCAGAAAGAUGAGGCAGAGGAGAUGAUCAAAAUCGGAGAUUACGCCGGAGCCCGGAACAAGUUACUAAAAUCCCAGGAAUUUUUUCACCUGGAUCACAUUGUUUCGAUGCAAUCUGUUUGUGACAUCUUAUCAGCUUACAUUAACCACAUUCCUGGCUGUGAUAUUGACUACUACAGAAUCCUUCGUCUCAAUGCUUCAUCCACCACUCAGGACAUAAAUCUUCAGUACAAUAAAUUUGUAACCUUGCUUCAACCUAUAAAGGGUUCAUUUCCAGGCACGGAAUUAGCUCUUCAAUUCGUCGAAAAGGCCUUUUCAGUCCUCUCAAAUGAUGUGGAUCGCGCUGAUUUUGAUUCGCGCCGGAUGAAAGCAUGGUCUUUACCUGAUGAUUGUAUAGAAACUGUUGGAAAAAGGGGCGAUUUGAGUUUGGAAAUGAAUCAUCAUCAUGGAUUGAGUUCUAAAGCCAUUGUCUUGUGUCCUACUGCUGAUAAUGUUGUAUCUGAAGUGGAUAUGGAUAUUGAGGUUAUUGAUGUUGAUAACCCUCCAACAAUCAAUCAGCUGAAGAAUGCUUCAAAAGCUGAUCCUUUGUCAGUCAAAAAAGUGGUAAAAAAUCAGGAUUUCUACAACUUUGAUGAUGACAGAAAAAUAGAAGAAAUGGAAGAAGGCCAAAUAUGGGCUACUCGGUAUCAGUCGAAUGAUCGCGAAUAUUGCAGGUAUGCUCAGAUUCUGACCAUUUCCAUUACUGGAGUUACUGUAAUGAGGCUGAAGCCGGUUCCGGUUAGUGAUCGUCAGAGGAGAUGGUGCGAAGCCGGACUACCUGUUGCUUGCGGCUCUUUCUCACUGGAUGCUGCUGCUGAUUCAGGCACGAUGAUGAUCUCCCCUGUGGAGUUGUCUCACAAAUGCAAUUGGCAGCCGGCCUUGACGCCGGAGCAGUUUAGUAUUUACCCAAGGAAAGGUGAGGUUUGGGCAGUUUAUGAAGACUGGAACUUGGAGAUAUGGUCAAAUAAUCCAGGAGCUACCAAGAGUUGCAGGUAUAAGUUGGUUGAAGUUCUCUCAGAUUUAUCAAAAGAGACAGGAUUAGGCUGUGCUUGUUUGGAGAAAGUUCAGGGAUUCAGGAGCAUUUUCAGAAGACAGCAAAGUUGCAUUAUAAACGUCUCCCCAAGCAUGUUAUAUUCACUGAGCCAUAGAAUUCCAGCAAUUAGGCUAACUGGUAAGGAGAUUGAUGGAGUUGAUAGUACAAUGUUGGAACUUGACCUUGUAGCUGUGCCAAGUGAUAUGAUCACACAGGCAGAUGUUAGGAGAGAGUUGAAGGAUAUGAUCUCAGCUGCUGCUAAAUCACACUCAGUGGCAAUCUCCAAGACUAAGAAUUCUGAAAGUUCAAAUCUUGUAAACCUAGAAGCAAGUUCCUCCCAUGUCAACGCUUUUCGGGUUUUUGGUAAUCCUAAACUGCUGAAUGACAUUUCGACAGGUCAGGUGUGGGCUACUUAUUGGGGAAAACAUUCAAUGCCUCGCCGGUAUGUGCUCAUACAGGAAGUGGUUUCGAGAACCCAGCUACGCGUUGCGAUUCUGGAACCUGAGCCGACUAGAGCAUUGGAGUUUGGUUGGAAAAGAAGGAAUUUACCAAUAACAUGUGGUAAAUUUAGAGCUGGAAGAAGUACUCUCAAUCUGGAGAAGUUGCAGUUAUCACAUUCGGUUAGGUUUGAGAAGUACAUGUCCGUUUACAAGAUUGAUCCAGCAAAAGGAGAGAUUUGGGCAAUGUAUGAAAACUGGAACUGCAAAUGGGAGGUAUCUGAUCUGGAAAAAAGCCAGUAUUGGAUAGUUGAGAUUUUAUCAGAAUUCUCAGAAGAAAGUAAGAGGAUCAUGGUGGCUAGAUUGAAGGAGGUAGAGGGCUGCUUAACUUUCUUUCAGAGACUCCAAUCAGAUGGAUUCAGCCUAAUUAGUGAGAUUCCCAAAACUGAGAUUCUCAGGUUUUCCCAUAGGAUUUCCUUCUGCAAAGUCCCUGGGAUUAGUGAUCACGGCAUUCCUGAGAACGCUUACCAUUUAGAACCUACUGAUUUGCCUCCCAAAAGGAGUAAACUGAUAUGA
This is a messenger RNA of Oldenlandia corymbosa var. corymbosa, 2499 nucleotides long. NCBI's taxonomy places the organism in Eukaryota, Viridiplantae, Streptophyta, Magnoliopsida, Gentianales, Rubiaceae. The record is from the annotation of a GenBank genome assembly.